This is a messenger RNA of Rotaria socialis, 1371 nucleotides long. The record is from the annotation of a GenBank genome assembly. Lineage: Eukaryota; Metazoa; Rotifera; Eurotatoria; Philodinida; Philodinidae.
AUGACAAUAAGUAUAAAGGAUCGAGUUUGGUUAAAAUUAUUGUUAUCCGCAUUAAUACCGUUGAUGAUUGGUAUUUUUACUGUCGUCACUACAAUUCAUCAACAAAAAAUGUCUUCUCUACAACGUGAACAAGAAAAACAGGAUGCACGUCUAUUACGAGAACAAUCAGACAAUCAAACUGCUCAUCGACAUAAAGAAACUAUCUAUGCUACCUAUCUUGAUGACGUUACAAAACUAUUGAUGUCAAAUAACGAAACAAAACGUUUGGUGUAUAUUCGCGCGAAAACAUUAGUCAGCCUUCAACAGCUCGAUUCCGAACGAAGAAAAGAUGUACUCUUGUUUCUUUAUGAAAGUGAAUUGAUUCAUCAUAAUCCAUUGAAGCCAACUACGACUUUGUUGAAAGUUAAUAAUGCCGAUUUCAACGGAAUCUAUUUUCAACGAACGGAAAAAGUUGAAUGUACAUUCAAGUUUCUCUAUUUACAUCAUGUCUAUUUAUCCAACGCAUCAUUUAUUGACUGUUAUAUUGAUUAUUCGAACUUUUCACAUUCGCUCAUGUACAAUACGGUUUUCUUCAAAGCACUCCUAUUUCGAACAUCUUUCAAAUUUGCAUUGUUAGAUAGGGCCAAUUUCAAUCAGGCAAAAUUUUAUCUAACGGAUUUUUCUGGAGCAUCGUUAGCCGGAUGCAACUUUAGGGAUGCUCAUUGGGUUAAUCAAGGUCUUACUUUUACAAGUGCAAAUUUAACAGGUGCAAUUCUAUCAAAUCAACAAUUAGAGAGAUCAAUACUAACCAAUGCUCUCUUACCCAAUGGAACAUGGGGGCCUAUUCGAACGACAAGUUUAGUUGUUAACGGUGAUGCUGAGCAAGAUUGUUCAUUACAAGGUAGUACAAAUUUUACUGACUGGCAUAUCUCCGUUCCUGGAAUAAUUAGUUUGUUUGCGUACAAUAGCCAGAAUUUAACGGAUCAAUAUGGCAAAUGUUAUUUUCGAGUGACACCAUCUUAUACUUUAAAGCAAUCGAUAAGUGCAUCUCAAAAUAUUUCUUUCGAUGAAUUUACAUUAUUAAUCUCGGCUGAUAUUGCUCACUAUAAAGCAUCGGUCGAUUUCCGAUGUUCGGGCAAUCAAUAUGGAUAUAUGGAACUCACCUUUGUUGAUUUAUAUGGUUUACGCUAUUUUCCUGUUAAUAAUCGAACUAAAACUGGAGUAGCAAGGGAACUUCUAACUAUAUCGAACAGCAUUCAUUUUGAAGUUCGUAGUGUCCAGCUAAAAAUUGCAUUCAUAAGAAAUACGACAUAUGCGAACAUCAAUGGGAGUGCCGAAGAAAAUUAUUGUAUUGCUGACAAUAUCGAAUUUUUCAUUCUAAAACGUGAAUAA